Nylanderia fulva is the source of this 2667-nucleotide messenger RNA. NCBI's taxonomy places the organism in Eukaryota, Metazoa, Arthropoda, Insecta, Hymenoptera, Formicidae. The record is from RefSeq and is a predicted model, not a curated record.
AUGCAUGAAGAAAUUCAAAUGCAACAGCAAACAUCUGAUAACAAUAUACGUGAAUUACAAUUAGGAUUUUUAACUAAAAAGGGCAUCGAUCGUGGCCGAUACAAUGUACAAAAGAUAAAUGAAGUUGCAGCUGUUUUUUCUACUACAGCAGAUGGUGAAAUUCCUGAAACCUAUGUAACAAUUUAUAAUAAAAAUACUAAAACAUUAAAACAAGUUAGUACAAUGGAUCCAAAUGUAGAACCAUGGAUUUAUCCAUUGUAUUACCCAUACGGUAGUCAAGGUUGGCACGAUAAUUUACAACGUAAAGAUAGUAAUAAACGAAAUCAAAAACAAUUGCGAGCUGAAACUUAUCAAGGAUUAAUUGAUUAUUUAGCAAAUACCGCCAAUAAUAACGAUGCUCACAUUGGAAAAAUGAUUAUACUUCCAUCGACAUUUGUGGGUUCACCGCGUAAUAUGUUGCAACAUUAUCAAGAUGCGAUGGCUAUUGUUCGGAAAUAUGGAAAACCGGAUAUCUUUAUUACUAUGACUUGUAAUCCAAAUUGGCGCGAAAUUAAAGAAAAUUUACUUCCAAAUCAACAACCUGCAGAUAGGCCAGAUAUAUGUGCUCGGAAUUGUAAGAUAUCAAAUUCUGAAAUAGUUGAUAAAUUUAUUUCUGCAGAAAUUCCUGAUCCUAAUGAAAAUGAAAGUUUACAUAAUGUUGUAAUGAAACAUAUGAUUCAUGGGCCAUGUGGAAAUUGGUGUUUGAUAAAUGAUAAAUGUUCGAAACAUUUUCCAAAACCAUUUCGACCUGAAACAACUAUGGAUGAAGAUGGUUAUCCACAAUAUCGUCGAAGAAAUAAUGGAUUGCUGUACGAAAGACCUAGACGAUAUGUUGUUGAUAAUCGAUACGUUGUUCCAUUUAAUCCAACGCUCUUACUUUUAUUUAAUAGUCAUAUUAAUGUUGAAAUAGUAUCAAGUAUACAAUCUGUGAAAUAUUUAUAUAAAUAUAUUUAUAAAGGCCAUGAUGCUGCAUCUGUAGUUAUUGGAGAAAAUAUAGAUAAAACAAUAAACCAUGAUGAAAUCCAAGAUUUUAUCGAAGCUCGAUAUGUCGGGCCCGUGGAAGCAUGUUGGCGUAUCUUAAGCAAACCUUUGCAAGAAAAAAGUCACGCUAUAUUUCGUUUACCGGUUCAUUUACCAAAUGAACAUAAUGUUAUAAUAGAUGAUAAUAUUAAUAAUGAUGCGAUAAGAUUUGCUGUAGAACGAGUAACAAUGUUAUUAGAUUAUUUUCAGUUAAAUGCUCGAGAUGAGGAAGCAAAACAAUAUUUAUAUAGUGAUAUUCCAUCUCAUUAUGUAUUUAAAAAAGUUAUAAUUAACGGCAGAACUAUUAAUCGUUGGGUGAAACGUCAAAGAUAUUUCAAUUGUAUUGGUCGUAUGUAUUCCGUUAGCCCAUCUCAAAUAGAAUUGUUUCAUUUACGUAUACUUUUACUACAUGUUAAAGGAGCUACAAGUUUUCAAGAAUUAAAAACAGUUAAUAACGAGAUACAUCAAACUUUUACUGCUGCAUGUUUAGCAUUAGGACUCAUAGAAGAUGAUGAAGAAUGGUAUCGUGCAAUGAAUGAAGCAAAAGUUUGGAUGAUGCCAAGACGACUUCGUAAUUUAUUCGUACGAAUUUUGAUUCAUUGUCAACCAGUUCAUCCAAAAAAGUUGUGGGAUGAGUUUAAAAAAGAUAUGUCGGAAGAUUAUACAAGACAAUUUGGACCUACAAUAGGAAUAAAGAAAGUUUAUAAUUAUAUUAUUAAUUUACUUCAAAAGGAAGGAUCAAAUAUUGCUAAUUUUCCUGAAAUUGAACAAGAAAUAGAAGAACACGAAAUAAACGACGAAGAACAAAUUGAAGAAGAUACAUCGAUAGGUAUGCGACAAUAUGAACAAUUAAAUACAGAACAAAAAGAAAUUGUUGAUGCUAUUUUAAUAGCAACAAGUAACAAUAAUGAUAACUGUUUUUAUAUUGAUGGUCCAGGUGGAUCUGGUAAAACUUUCAUUUAUACAACCUUGUAUUAUCUACUUAAAAGUAGAGGAAAAAUAAUUAAUACGAUGGCGUUUACCGGUAUUGCUGCAACAUUACUUCCAAAUGGGAAAACAAUACACAAAGUUUUUGGAUUACCUGUACCUCUUUUCGCUGAUUCUACAUCAAACAUUAAAGUUCAAUCUAAAGAGGCUGAAAAUUUAAAACUUGUAGAUGUUUUUAUUAUAGACGAAGCUCCUAUGGCACCACGCUAUGUAUUAGAAAUAAUGGAUCGAACAUUACGCGACAUAAUGCAAAAUGAUUUACAUUUUGGUGGUAAAAUCGUUCUUCUUGGUGGAGAUUUUAGACAAUUAUUACCUGAAAAAGAAUUUGCACAAUUUUUACUAAAUUUAGGUAAUGGUUCUUUAAAUGAUCAUUUAGAUAAUAUUCAUAUUCCAGAAAAAUGUAUAGCAAACGCAAAUUCGGAUAUGGUUAAAGACAUAUACGAAGGAGAUUUGAACUCUGACGCGACAGUGAUUCCGGUGAGAGAUCUUCGCAUAUCUUUUCACGUACAUCAUACAGGGAGCACCGUCGCGCAUUAUAUGCGCGGAAGUUCGUCCAAUAAUCGUUCGUCUUGGCGAAAUUACGGCGCUGAGGAUGGCGUUAUCUCGCCGCUUACGACUUAA